UGUCGAACUACAACAAAAACGCAACUGGUAAUUGGUAAAAGCGUCGUUUGCUUCCGUUUAUCUCAUCUACAGAUAGUUAUACCGUACAAGGUUUAUAGAUAGAAGUAUGCUUUUGCAAUAAAGGUGUGCCGCUACUCUAAUAGCUGAAUGCAUGUACAUACAUUAAUCAAUCCACCCGGUGCAGCCGUUUAUAAACGGCUGCUUUGCGAUUUCCAGUUACGGUAAAUGGUUUGCGGAACUGUUUGCGACUGAAAGUCGUUGUGUUGGCUGUUGCUGCUCUACUCUGACCAACAAUUUCAGCUUUCGCGCGUUGCUUCGAAAAGCUGAACUCGCGACUUGCCAAUGAUUUUUGAGCGAACACAAGGGCCAAUAUGUCUGUUCUGACAACGAGUUCCAGGGAUGAUUUCUUUAUAGAAAAGACUGCGAUGGACGUGGGAGCUGUUCGCCUUCGUCGGAGUCGCUCAUGCAACCUCACAACACUGGCAGACGAUUUCAGUCAAAAAGUCAAACUGGCUGUUGAGAAGCGACGACUCCUCCAGUCUUGCGCUAACCAAAUCAGGAAUUCUAUUUUCUUCUGUGGUGUUCGCAGUGUUUUAAUUUCGGUGGCAAUUCUUGGAUAUUACCGGUGCAUGCUGAUCAUUGACAAUGAACAAUCCCGGCAUCCGAAAAGUUUCCGUGUGUGCAUUGCAUUAGUGCUGAAUGGAUGCUUUCUCCUGACGAUAAGCGACUUCGUCUGUUGCAUGCUGAGCUGGAAUCUCCUUCGAACAAUGCAGUGCGGAUCCUGGCUGGCAGCCACCCUGCUCAGUACCGACCAAGAGUCUGCCUUGCGACGCGUCUGGGACGACUGCAGUCGUUUGGCAUCUCACAUGGAACUGCGCAGUAUGUUGUGCUCCUCAGCCGGUGGGCUCAUGGAUUUCAUAUUUCUGGUGUCCCGGUUUUAUCUGGACCUUCUGUUUAUGGAUGCAUGGGUGGCGUUCCUUACCGGAUGGCUAAGGUCACCGGAAGUGGAUCUGGCCGGGCGGGAGUUCCAUGUGGUCGGCUGGCCGUUCAUUGCCACAUCCAUGUACAGUGCCAGCGUCGCUGAAAGGAGCCGCAAAACGGCGCGGGACUUGUUGAAGAUACUCCGCAAGGAGUUCACUCCGGGAUACACGGAAGAUCCACCACCAGGUGACCUGGAUGUUACUAACGAAAUUCUCCGGGAGGUGUCGAAAAGGCUGGCGUUCUGUAGCAGUGUGAUCAUGCGCUAUUCGUAUGCUUUCGGCGUUGUGACUCUUCAACUGCUGAAGCGAAAGGAGGUCUACUGCAUAAAUGACUAGACGAACUAAGCGCUAUGAACGACGGUGGAAUAUUUUUUGGUUUGACAACGCAAUACGGUCUCAGAGCGAGACUGGAUACAUUAAUAAUUUCGUGCCACAUAAACUUUCAUAAUAGCCCCACCGUUUAAAAGAACAAUUCAUGUUUGCUGUUGGAGUGAUGCUUUUAUAAGUAUAUGUAUACUGUCUGUGUAUUAAUAUUUAGGCUGAUCGACGAUGAUUUAAGAUUUUUUAAUGCACAAAUGGUUAUUUCCGUCUUAUUCGGCCAGAAAUUUGAAUUUGUUACUAGUCCUGGUACAGCAUGUUACAUGUAAAGUCCCUUGUUUUAAAAUUCAAAGAAAUGAAGCUUAAGAUCUUUCA
This is a messenger RNA of Paramacrobiotus metropolitanus, 1673 nucleotides long. RefSeq lists its product as uncharacterized. The transcript has 2 exons. The record is from RefSeq and is a predicted model, not a curated record. The coding region runs from base 372 to 1316 and encodes 314 amino acids. NCBI's taxonomy places the organism in Eukaryota, Metazoa, Tardigrada, Eutardigrada, Parachela, Macrobiotidae.